Molecule: messenger RNA, 525 nt
Organism: Sphenostylis stenocarpa
Lineage: Eukaryota; Viridiplantae; Streptophyta; Magnoliopsida; Fabales; Fabaceae
Source: the annotation of a GenBank genome assembly
AUGGAGCAGAAGAAAGAAAGCACAGUGACAAGGCUGCAAGCUGUGAAGGACAAGAGUGGGAAGUCCUACAAUCAGUUGGCGGAGGAGACGGGACUCACCAACGUCUAUGUUGCUCAGCUUCUCCGAAGACAGGCUCAGCUCAAACCCGACACUGCCCCCCUCCUGCUGGCUGCGCUGCCCGACCUGCCCCAAGACCUUGUGCGUGAGAUGAUGAGACCCCCUUUGAGGUCUUAUGACCCUAAUCUCAUCCAAGACCCCACUGUCUAUAGGUUGAAUGAAGCUGUUAUGCACUUUGGGGAGAGCAUCAAAGAGAUAAUCAAUGAGGAGUUUGGUGAUGGAAUCAUGUCAGCAAUAGAUUUCUACUGCUCAGUUGACAAAAUUAAAGGAGUAGAUGGGAAGGACCGUGUGGUAGUGACAUUUGAUGGGAAAUAUUUGCCUCAUUCGGAACAGUUCAAAACAUUUGUUCAAUGUGAACAGAAAUCUGAGCAUAUGGUUUCAAGAACAAGGCCAUUGGAGAAACAAUGA